CUGACGUCUAACAUGACGUAAAGAUUACUACUAUACCGACUUGUCGUAAACAUAACCUCCAAAAAUCGAGUUUGAAAAAUCCCAAGCAUGGGUUUUUAUCGAAAACGUAUUAUUAAUUAUUUAGUCAGAACGUAUUCAACGAAGAUAAAAACUCAGGUUAUACCGGACGAAAGCGUUCUAAAUAAAAUUGAAAAAAAUGUGUAUACCCCCAAAAACCACCCAGGUCUGUUUAAACCACGCUUGAUUCCUGUCCCAGAAGCGUUUAUAAAGGCUGUUACUACUGUAAUCGCAGAUUAUCCAAUAAAAGCAUUAAUAGAAGAUGGUAAAACGUUAAUUAACCAUUUAAAAUCCAAGAAACCCCCCGUAGAGAAGGACGAAAUGAGGAAAAUCGAACGCAUAGUGUACCAGAAAGUGAUGGAAAAACAGAAAAUUCCUCCACUGGAAAGUGAAGAAGACAAAAUCAGAUUCCAGCAAGUGGUGGAUAAUAAAGUUCGGAAUGUUUUGAAAUCAGGAUUUUACAACUGGAAACCUGUACAUUAUACUCCAUAUGAAGCUUUGGUUUAUUUGAUGUCCAGAUCAGCUCCAGAGUUUUCCGUCCUGGCACGAAUAUUUCUGGAAAUUGCUGAAAGGGAUCCAGGGUUUGAGCCUAGGAGUUUGUUUGAUUUUGGGUCUGGAGUUGGGACAGUCACGUGGGCGGCGAAUUUAUAUUGGAAGAAACACAUUUUCGAAUACUUCAACGUGGACUCAUCCAGAGACAUGAACGACUUAGCCCAAAUCCUACUCCAAGACGGAAAAGGCACAAACAAAAUGUCUCUACGGGGUGUUUUUUAUCGCCAGUUUUUGCCCGCAACUAAUACAACCUACGAUUUAGUCGUCUGUGCUUACACAUUACUGGAACUACCAUCACGACAGGCCCGAUUAGACACAAUUUUAAAUUUAUGGAACAAAACACAAAAAUAUCUUGUUGUAGUCGACCAUGGCACAAAUGCCGGAUUUCAAGUGGUUAACGAAAUCAGAGAUUUUAUUCUUCACACAAAAGUUGGACACGUCUUCAGUCCAUGUCCACAUGACGAAGUUUGUCCGAGAUUUGCCCAAAACGAUGGCACUCCUUGCAAUUUUGAAACAUUUUAUUUCAGCUUACCAGUAGGAGCUGUUAGUUUAAGGAAAUCGGAAAAAUAUUCAUACGUUGUUUUAAAGAAAGGAGAAAGGGACCCUUUGGACCCUCAAUGGCCACGAAUUAUUAGAAACACUUUAGUUAGGUCAAAACAUACGAUUUGUAGAAUGUGUACCAAAAAUGCAAAUUUGGACGAAGUCAUUUUUACAGCCUCAAAACAUGGAAAAAACUUAUUUUAUUGUGCGAGAGCUGCAAAGUGGGGUGAUUUGCUCCCAGUUUCGCUCGAGAAACAAGCCAAAGAAGAGGAAGACAAUGAAGAAGAGGCGAGGUAACAGGUACGUCACUUGCGCCAACAAUAAACGAAAAUAAAUUUAUUUGUAAAUGUUUUAAUUACAAAACUAAAACUGCAGAUUGUCUUAUGAAUCUUAAGAUAUUGUAAUUUACCACAUAUUACACUUUUAUUUGAUUAUUA
Messenger RNA from Tribolium castaneum (red flour beetle), 1586 nucleotides. RefSeq lists its product as uncharacterized. NCBI's taxonomy places the organism in Eukaryota, Metazoa, Arthropoda, Insecta, Coleoptera, Tenebrionidae. Bases 88 to 1446 code for a protein of 452 amino acids. The record is from RefSeq and is a predicted model, not a curated record. Gene Ontology annotation, cellular component: mitochondrial small ribosomal subunit. Gene Ontology annotation, biological process: translation. The transcript is spliced from 8 exons. Gene Ontology annotation, molecular function: methyltransferase activity; structural constituent of ribosome.